AUGAACAAGAAUUCACCAUCACCAAGUUCACCAACCCCUGUGAUAUUGGUGCUAGUCACAAACAAAUAGGGUAAAGUAUUAGAGCAUAGCUAAUUCUUUAGAACAUUCUCAGUUUUUGGGCAAGUUAAAAAGGUACUUCUUUAUUUGAUUUGUGUUUAGAUUCUUAUAUUCGAAAGAAAAAUCAUUUGGAAAGUGUUCAUUGAGUAUGAGAAUGCUUAAUAAGCCUAAGCUGCCUUAGUUUUAGAUGGGACUCUCUUUGAUUACUAAUUAAAAAUGAGAGUACACCUCAGCCAACGUGAUUCUCUCGUGUUUUAGAAUAAUAACAAUUGCGGUGUUGGUAAAAUUUUCUAUUUCUAUCAUAUAGAUUACACUACUCUUUAAUCAAAGCAGCAAUUUUUCUAACAGUUAAAAGAAGACUCAGGCUCUCUUAAUCUAUAAUUACAGUAGAAUCUUGACAUGCUUAAUUAGCUUAUUGCCCAACUAAGCAAAACGGCAGAUUUAAAAGAAUAAAUAUCCAUAAUCCAACAGAUCUAAGAGUAUCGUAAUUAAACUUAAUAAUUGACUGUUCUUUACUAGUAAUAAUUACGCAAUUAUGCAUCCGUUUUACAAAGAGAGGGAAAGAAAUAAAAAUAAAUUGUAUCCACCGUAACCACUCCAUCACCCUCCCCUUUUUUACACUCUACUUUGGAUUCCAUCAGGUAACAGAUUCCAGAGGAGUCUUCAGAAGAUGAUAAGGAGGAGUUUUCUGAUGGAGAGAGUAUCUCAUCCCAAUCUUCAGAAAAAUCUUAGAAAUCUACUCAUUCCGAAGACAAUUAUAAUGAAGUCUUUUGCAAUGACUCCACAAAUCCUUUUUCUUGUGGUGCCAGUCCUUUUACUCCUUAUCCCCAAAAGAAAAUAAGCAGUCCCUUUAUAAUGACUCCAACUACCUUCCCAACCUAUUUGAUAGUUCAGCAUUCCAACAUUAAUCUUCGAGUGGUGUAUAACAUCUUUAGUACAUUCACGAGAGUAGAUGCAAUGUAUCAAAGUCAUUAUGGAGCUUUUCUUCAAGUACCUUCUAAAGAAGAAGCAAAUCGAAUGAAAAAUCUACUUGGCAAAGCCAUACUUUUUGGAAUGCCUAUGAAUCUUAUGGUUUCUGAUUAACUUUCUCAUGAUGCUCGCUCAGUUAGUUUACCUCCUAAUGAAAGAAAACCGGUUCUUUAAUAAUAACUAUCAAACUCAAUCUUGAUCACCGGAUUAAGUGGGGUAACUAUAGAGCAAAUAUAUCAAUAUUUCGGGUGUAUAACUCCCAUCUUAAAUAUGAAGUAUCUUAUAUUAAUAUAAUAUAGAUUCAUCAAUCAGAGCUCUUGCAAAAUACUGUAUUCAGACAUAGGAUGCAGUCUAAGUGUCUUAGGAUAUAUCUAAGAUGCCAAGAUUAAUGGAAGGUAUCAUAAUAUAUCAUAUAUUUUAGAUCUGUGUAACUUUCAUUCACAGCUUUCUGA
Paramecium pentaurelia is the source of this 1478-nucleotide messenger RNA. NCBI's taxonomy places the organism in Eukaryota, Ciliophora, Oligohymenophorea, Peniculida, Parameciidae. The record is from the annotation of a GenBank genome assembly.